GCGUGCGCCCUGGGCGAGCUCCCAAGAGUCGGGCGAUCCUGAAACCCCGAGUCCCGCGGAGAACCCUGCUGGGCUUUGGGCUCGCUUCUGCAGCUGGACGUCCCAGAGGAGCGCUCGGGUCCGGGCCCGCGGCACCUGCUUCCGAUUUUAGACCAGAUUUUAAAUCUACUCGAGACGUGCGGCGCCUGCAGUUCAUUCUUCAAGUUUCAGUCUCUUGCCCAGCCCUGCAAGGGCGGGAUCUGCCUCCAGCUCCGCCGUGGACUUUGAUAGUUGGGGGCGAGUGGCAGGAGGGCCGCAGGGCCGAUUCCCUAUUGGGCGCAGUUGUGGGCUUUGUGUCGGUGAGCGGGGCUGCCCCGUUGUGAGGCGGCCCAGGUCCUCUGGGCCGUGAGAUCCGCAAAUGGAAGCGUCCUGGGAUUGAAUCUGACAAUCAGUUACCGUAUAUUGAGCGCUUAUAUGCAGAUCGAUGCUGAAAACACGUUUGUAUGAAGCAGAUGCUAUUAGCAGCCCCUUCCUACAGGUGGUGGCACUGAAGUCAUUUGCUUGAGUCACACAGCUAGUCUGUCGCCAAAGGUUUUGCGAUCAGGAGAGAAAAUGCAGAUUCUUCAAAGCUGAAGAAAUGUCAGACUCUGCAUCUAUUGUUACUUCAGAGGAGAAUAAAAUGGAAUCAUCAAUUUUACAAAAAAGACUAUAAACACUUAGGAAAUCCGUGGAGAAACACCCCAGAUUUAGCAAAGCUUGUAGAUGAUCAGAAUCUCUCUAUAAGGAGAGAAACCUGAGAACAGAAUGGGAAGGCGAACUCAGCUCUUAGCUUUUUCUUAGUGUUUAUAAGCAAUCAGCUCCCAAUUCAGGGUGUUUUAACUGGGAAGCCAUCCCAUAUUUUCCAGUUUGGGAGGCUUUUCCUAGUACUUUGGGAGGCAUAGGCAGAAGGAUCACUUGAGCCCAAGAGCAUGGGACCAGCCUGGACAACAUAGUGAGAUCCCAUUUCUACAAAAAAAAAUACAAAAAUUAGCCAGGCAUGGUGGCAAGUGCCUGUGGUCCUAGCUGCUUGGAAGGCUGAGGUGGGAGGACUGCAUGAGCCUAGGAGAUCGAGGCUACAGUGAGCCAUAAUCACACCACUGCAUUCCAGCCUGAUACCCUAGAAGCCAAUACUAUGACACUGUGUUUCUGAAAAAAGAAAAGCUUUGUAUUGCAAGUCGACUCACAAGGAGACAGGAAUAUCAAGCUCAAAGCUGUCUCCCCAUGUUGGCUUUAAGGCAGUUAUUUUUAUUAGAAAAGGUUCAGGCGGUGGAUUCUGAGAUUAGUAGGUGAUUAGUGGAAGGAAAGGGGAGAUCUGGGAAGUCCUUGGGCUUUCGCAGUUACCUCUUCAGGCUACUUAAUGGGUCUCAUGCAAAUUCAGGGACAUCAUGAAACCUGUGUUCAAAAUUCAGGCUGUGACAUCAGCAAGCUCAUUCUGUGCAGACUCCAGUCAGCCUUAUUGGUUCCAACAGAUUUCUGCUUGUUCUUCUUCUAUCUUAUAAGGAAGGAGUUUCAGCAUUUCAGCAAGUUGUUUCUUUUCUUUUUGCGAAGGAGUUUCGCUGCACCGCCCAGGCUGGAGUGCAAUAGCGUGAUCUCGGCUCACUGCAACUUCUGAUUCCCGGGUUCAAGUGAUUUUCCUGCCUCAGCCUCCCAAGCAGCUGGGACUACAGGUGCCCACCAACCUGCCGGGCCUCGAACUCCUGACCUCACGUGAUCCACCCACCUCAGCCCCUCAAAGUGCUGGGAUUACAGGCGUGAGCCACUGCACCUGGCCAGCGAGUUGUUUCUUAUCUGCCAUCCUGCAGACUCAAGAAUUUCUGUUAGUUACUGAUUUAACUCUUUGGGGCAGUUUCAGUAGCCACACAUUUUUUAAGGCUCCUAGAAAAUUAAAAUAGCACAAAAAUUAUGGUAUAUUUUAAAUAUCUGCAUUUAAGUAACAUCUUCACUCAACACAAGACCACAACUGGAUAUUUUAUUGGUGAUAACUUCAAAAAUCUAAAACUUAAGGCCUUUAAUAAAGAUGAAAUCAUACUAAAUGGCCCUACUUUGUACUCUUUUCCUCUUUUGUAGACACAGAGCCUUGCUAUGUUGCCCAGGUUUGUCUUGAACUCCUGGGCUCAUGCGAUCCUCGCACCUUGUCCUCCCAAACUGCUGGGAUUAAAGACGUGAGCCACCGCACCUGGCUCCUACCUGGUAUUUUAUGGUAACUCUUCAGCCAUCUCUCCCCAACUAGGACCCCUCUUUAAGAGGAAAGGAGGCUGAAGGUCAGCAGCAAAGGACUUGAGUCCCCUCACCUUGGUCAGUGAAUGGGAGGGACACACUUCCACUGCCUUGUCUCCUGGGUUUUAUUGUUGUUUUAAUAAUUCUUAACUUUUCUCUCUCCUUGUCAGCCGGCGCCACGUGCGGGCUGGUGGCUCUCAGACACCAUGAGCGGCUUCAGCACCUCGGAGUGCGCCGCACCCUUCUCCCUGGAGUACCGAGUUUUCCUCAAAAAUGAGAAAAGACAAUAUAUAUCUCCAUUUCAUGAUAUUCCAAUUUAUGCAGAUAAGGAUGUGUUCCACAUGGUAGUUGAAGUACCACGCUGGUCUAAUGCAAAAAUGGAGAUUGCUGCAAAGGACCCUUUCAACCCUAUUAAACAAGAUGUGAAAAAAGGCAAAGUUCACUAUGUUGCGAAUUUGUUCCCGUAUAAAGGAUAUAUCUGCAGCUAUGGUGCCAUCCCUCAGACUUGGGAAGACCCAGGGCACAGUGAUAAACAUACUGGCUGUUGUGGUGACAAUGACCCAAUUGAUGUGUGUGAAAUUGGAAGCAAGGUAUGUGCAAGAGGUGAAAUAAUUGGCGUGAAAGUUCUAGGCAUAUUGGCUAUGAUUGACGAAGGGGAAACCGACGGGAAAGUCAUUGCCAUUAAUGUGGAUAAUCCUGAUGCAGCCAAUUAUAAUGAUAUCAAUGAUGUCAAACGGCUGAAACCUGGCUACUUAGAAGCUACUGUGGACUGGUUUAGAAGGUAUAAGUUUCCUGAUGGAAAACCAGAAAAUGAGUUUGCUUUUAAUGAAGAAUUUAAAGAUAAGGACUUUGCAACUGAUAUUAUUAAAAGCACUCAUGACCAUGAGAAAGCAUUAGUGACUAAGAAGACGACUGGAAAAGGAAUCAGUUGCAUGACAACAACUGUGUCUGAGAGCCCCUUCAAGUGUGAUCCUGACGCUGCCAGAGCCAUUGUGGAUGCUUUACCACCACGCUGUGAAUCUGCCUGCACAGUACCAACAGACGUGGAUAAGUGGUUCCAUCACCAGAAAAACUAAUGAGAUUUUUCUGGAAUACAAGCUGAUAUUGCUGCAUCGUGUUCAUCUGGAUGUAUUAGAUGUAAAAGUAGUAGCUUUUCAAAGAUUUAAAUUUGUAGAACUCAUCUAACUAAAUUCUGCUGUGACCAAUCCAAUAUACUCAGAAUGUUAUCCAUCUAAAGCAUUUUUCGUAUCUCAACUAAGAUAACUUUUAGCACAUUCAAAGUAGUUGUCAUUUGGAAGUCACUUGUGAAUAGAUGUGCAAGGGGAGCACAUAUUGGAUGUAUAUGUUACCAUAUGUUAGGAAAUAAAAUUAUUUUGCCAAAAAAAAAAAA
Molecule: messenger RNA, 3625 nt
Organism: Symphalangus syndactylus (siamang)
Lineage: Eukaryota; Metazoa; Chordata; Mammalia; Primates; Hylobatidae
Product: inorganic pyrophosphatase-like
Biological process (GO): phosphate-containing compound metabolic process
Cellular component (GO): cytoplasm
Molecular function (GO): inorganic diphosphate phosphatase activity; magnesium ion binding
Source: RefSeq, a predicted model, not a curated record